AUGGGUUGUAAUUUAUCUAAUCCAGAGAAUAAGCAGGCAGCUGAGCAAGAAAUGGUAAUAGUUCCAUUCCUUAGUACACAACCAAGAAUUAUUUCAAGCGAAGAAUAUCAUCAAACUUCUUAUUUUCCAUUUGAAGUAGAAGAAAAGAAAGAAGAGCAGCCUAAGAAGAAGCAGACAUACGAAGAAGGAAUGAUAAAUCAUUCAACACAAGCAAAUGUUUCAGAACCAACAAAAGAACUAUACAAGAAACAAAAAUUCAAUGAAUAUUUCUCACAUAUUGAAGUCAGUACAUUCCAAAAUGUUCCAAUCAUGUCAAUUCAGUCGCAACUCAAUGUCCCAUCCAUGGAAUAUCAACAAGGAGAUUCUCUUAAUAUCAAUGACUAUCAUCAGUUAAUCGACCAAGUUAUACAAGCAGUUAUCCCACCACUCCUCUCAAUGAACCUUACCACAAAACGUGAAUUAACACUUUAA
Trichomonas vaginalis G3 is the source of this 471-nucleotide messenger RNA. RefSeq lists its product as uncharacterized. The transcript has a single exon. The coding region runs from base 1 to 471 and encodes 156 amino acids. Lineage: Eukaryota; Parabasalia; Trichomonadida; Trichomonadidae. The record is from RefSeq and is a predicted model, not a curated record.